Molecule: messenger RNA, 2545 nt
Organism: Schistosoma spindalis
Lineage: Eukaryota; Metazoa; Platyhelminthes; Trematoda; Strigeidida; Schistosomatidae
Source: the annotation of a GenBank genome assembly
GACAUAUUCAGUUUGUCUACGUGAUGGGUUUGUCGAAACUUAGUAUUUCAGAUGUUGACCUUAAAGGGAAGCGUGUUCUUAUUCGGUAAGAAUGAUUUUAGCUGAUUAACGUUAAAUGCUUUAUAGAGUUGAUUUCAACGUCCCUAUGAAAGAUGGGAAAGUUACUAACACUCAAAGGUAAUAGUCGGAGAUUAAAGUUACUUUGUACCAUUUUAGAAUCGCAGCUGCCAUACCAACUAUUAAAUAUGCUUUGGAUAAGGGGGCUAAGAGUGUCGUCUUAAUGUCCCAUUUAGGUCGGCCAGAUGGGCACAAAGUCGAUAAGUAUUCUCUAGAGCCUGUGUGCCCUGAAGUGUCCAAGUUGUUAGGCAAAGAAGUUACCUUCCUCAGUGAUUGUGUUGGACCUGAUGUAGUUAACGCGUGUGCUAACCCUGCUCCUGGGAGCGUUUUCUUGCUUGAAAAUCUACGCUUUCACGUUGAAGAGGAAGGAAAAGGUGUCUCACCAACCGGCGAAAAAACAAAAGCCACUGCUGAUCAAAUCAAGGCUUUCAGUGAAAGUCUGACAAAACUUGGUGACGUUUACGUCAAUGAUGCCUUCGGGACGGCACAUAGAGCUCAUGCUUCUAUGGUCGGCUGCCAACUACCACAAAAAGCCUGUGGAUUUCUCAUGAAUAAAGAACUGACAUAUUUUGCUAGAGCACUGGAAAAUCCAGAACGUCCUUUCCUAGCCAUUUUAGGAGGUGCCAAGGUUAGCGACAAGAUCCAGUUGAUCAAUAACAUGCUUGAUAAAGUUAAUGAAUUAAUCAUCGGUGGUGGGAUGGCGUAUACAUUUCUUAAGCAAAUACACAACAUACAUAUAGGAAAUAGUUUAUUUGAUGCACCGGGUGCAGAAAUCGUCCACAAAGUAAUGGAAACUGCAAAGGCUAAAAAUGUUGCAAUUCACUUACCUGUUGAUUUUGUAACUGCUGAUAAAUUUGCUGACGAUGCGAACACUGAAGUAAGAACUAUACAAUCUGGAAUUGCCGAUGGUUGGAUGGGAUUAGAUAUUGGUCCAAAAACAAUCGAAGAAUUCAGUAAGGUGAUUAGUCGUGCCAAAACUAUUGUUUGGAACGGUCCUAUGGGCGUUUUCGAAAUGGACAAGUUUUCAAAAGGAACGAAAGCAGCAAUGGAUGAAGUAGUCAAAGCUACUAAGAAUGGUGCUACAACUAUUAUUGGUGGUGGUGACACCGCAACAUGCUGCGCCAAAUGGGACACAGAAGAUAAAGUUAGUCAUGUCAGUACUGGUGGUGGUGCUAGUCUUGAACUUCUCGAAGGUAGGAAUGGCUACGGUCCAAUUAUUUGCAUUUAAUUUCUGUAUGACGGUGUGAUCGGCACGUUUAUGUUGUAUUUGACAUUGAUUUCUCUAAUCUGGAGCCAAACCUACCAUCUAGUAAUUUUUCUGCGUAGCAGAUAGUGCCUUGAAAUUAAACUUGGUUGUAUUAUAUAUACUGCAGCUGUGGAGUACAAGUUAUACUUAAGUUGUUUUAAUUCAAAUAUUCAAAAUUUCAUGUAUACAAGUAAUACAGUUUCAUACAAAAAUACUUAAGUUGAACGUUUUCAUUAACUUAAGAUACAGAUUCUACAACCAUAAAUCCUUAAAUAUUAUGUUAUAGAUGUUAGAGUUAGUUUAGUGCUUAAAGAUUUUGAAUUUCAACAAGUAGUUUCUAUGUUUAAGCCCCAUUCUGUUUUGGCAUUUAGAUAAUGUUACGUGCCUUAACACCAGGAGUAUUAUUAUUGUUGUAAAUGCAGUAGCCUGUAUAAGUCACGCUUAUAAGUUGGUCAGUUUUGCGCACUGAAAAUAAUUGCUUUGACGUUGAUUAUGGUUUAUAUGUGUCAUUGGUACAGUUAAAAAGUCGUGUAUAGAUGUCUCGAAAAACUCUUAUGAUAAUAAGUUGAAUCUUGGGGGAUUUAGCACAUACUGUGUUGCAUGGUUAUUAUAAUCAUAGUAGUAAUGACUACAGUAAUGUAUUAAUAGAUUUAAUACUGCAUAUACUGAAUAUAAGUUUAUUGAAAACAAAUAUUCAUUUUUUUACCAUUCACUUAGUUAGAUGUAUUUAUUUUCACCAAAGCAACUGUAAUUUCACACCACAUAACUGACUUCAAACAGUCGUAAAUCAAGAUGCAUUAGAUAACCGUUUCGUCCCAGCAUGGGACUCCUCAGCAGUGCAUAUCUACGAUUCCACCAGGGGUUGAGCUCACGGCAUACGUCAAAUGUUUUUUCUUCUGUAUUAUAAAUACGUUCUUGUUUUUCUGUUUUAGGUAAACAAUUGCCCGGAGUUGUUGCACUUACGGAUGCUCACUAAUGUGUUUGGUUAUAAUAUCCCUUAACUUCAUAUUUAAUUAUAAUUAGUGUUCUUACCUUCGAAUUUUCACACUUGUUCUCAGUUCUAUGAUUACUUGUUAUUGUUAUACAUCUGUUCUUGAUUUGAUGGAUAUUUUCUGUUUAAUUUCUGUACGUGUAGAUGUAUUUCUGCCAUAUGCGCAUUUGCUACCAAUAGAAAUUUCCUGU